This is a messenger RNA of Spea bombifrons (plains spadefoot toad), 823 nucleotides long. RefSeq names its product cell cycle exit and neuronal differentiation 1 (gene CEND1). The record is from RefSeq and is a predicted model, not a curated record. Gene Ontology annotation, biological process: radial glia guided migration of cerebellar granule cell; cerebellar granular layer maturation; cerebellar Purkinje cell differentiation. Bases 223 to 585 code for a protein of 120 amino acids. NCBI's taxonomy places the organism in Eukaryota, Metazoa, Chordata, Amphibia, Anura, Pelobatidae. The transcript has 2 exons.
UUCUUCCUAUUACAGGAUUGGUCAGCCCCCCCUCCGCCCCCUCUUUUGCCUGCACCACAGAGCAAUGAAUUGUGGGAAACUCCCUGACUGGUACCUGCAGAGCAUCCUUUAAGCAUCAAAGGGUACGAGGAAGAUCAUUGUGGUCAAGGAGACAAAAUAAACAUUUCAGAAGAAACAAUUGAUUAUUUAUUCUACUUAUUCAGAAGGACUUAGAACUUCAAUAUGGAGGCCAAGCCUAGAUCUUCAAGCAUCAAGGCAUCCAAAACUGACAAGGCCAAUCCAGCUGCAGGCACCGAGAAGAAAGAAGGUCCUGUUAAGGAACAGCCAAACCCCACACCUAAGAAACCCGUGGCUGGAGAAGCUGCCCCUGUGAACCAUGACGGAGCAAAGCCCACCGCAACUGAGUCUCAGGGGCCACCAAACACAUCAGAGAACAAAGGGAGUGAUGAAGAACAAGAUACUUCUAAUGGAGCAGCUGAAGGAUCAGGAUUUGAAGGCUUGAAACCUCUAUUAGUGGCUGCUGGAGUGGCAGUAGCUGCCAUUGCCGUUAUUGUAGGAGCUGUGUUCCUGGCCCGAAAAAAAUAAUAGGUUGGAUGUAAGGGAGGAUGAUUGAGGUGGAAAACAAGCAAGGGCCAAUAUGUACAGUUUCUUCAGAGACCUUUGCAUGCCGCAGAAUUGUCACAUAUUCAUUACAUGCAGUCACACAGUUGUUAGGAAGAAUGGGCGGGAGGGGUAUACGAAUUGAUGGGCCUCCACUUUUUUGAAGGUCUCAUAGUAGCUACUUGAAGUAUAAACAAACACUGUUUUUAAGAAAGUCCUGGUC